This is a messenger RNA of Lachancea thermotolerans CBS 6340, 2178 nucleotides long. Its product is annotated as KLTH0H09658p. Gene Ontology annotation, molecular function: protein binding. Lineage: Eukaryota; Fungi; Ascomycota; Saccharomycetes; Saccharomycetales; Saccharomycetaceae. The coding region runs from base 1 to 2178 and encodes 725 amino acids. The transcript has a single exon. The record is from RefSeq and is a predicted model, not a curated record. Gene Ontology annotation, cellular component: mitochondrial outer membrane; nucleus; cytosol.
AUGUUUAGAGUUUUAGGAGCGCUUACCGGUACCGGAGGCCCGGCUAAGCUCGAUCAGGAGGAACAAAGCGAGAAAAUCUUGAGCCAGGCGCAUGAUUUUGAAGUGGCACUUCAGGCGAUGGACUAUGUCCUAGAUGACCACCCUGGCAAAGGUUUGCAACUGCUUGAAGGUUCUGGCGCCAAGCCAAAGAAUGAAGAAGACCAGUGCGUCAGGGUUCUGGCGCGUGGUGUCAUUGAAUUUUUGGAGGCAACUUUGGGCUUUGAAGCUUCUGUGAUGAAGAAAGCAGCUGCGACGUUAUCCGAAGCUCAGCAAUUGUCAGCGAAACGUAGGCAGCAGUUUCAAAAAAUGGGGCUUAAGACAAGCUCCCUUUAUCCACCAGGAACUGAAUACGCUGUGACCUUCGCGGAAGCUUGUUUGUUGCACGCCCUUUUGAUGCUUUUCAGCGAAAGCAUGGUGGAAAGUGCCAAAGCACUUUUCAAGCUCAGAAAGGCUUACCACAUGCUUCGCGAGAUCCUUAACGACAUAAAUGCAGCGAAGAAGAAGAAAGGAUCAGCUAUGUACGCCCAAGGAAACAACGAAUCUUUUGCGUCUUUUGUGUCUGCUGAUUCUUCAACUUUCAAGUCCGUGGAUAUUCCCUACAGCUUGAGCACGGAGGAACAGCAAAAUAAAGAGCUGAUGGAACUGGCGGAAAACGUUUACAAUAUGCGCAAGAAGAGAUUAGAGGGAGCUCACAUAGGAAAUUCACCUGCUAUUGAAAGACUUCGGACUGAUCUUGGUAUUCAAGCUUUAAAGGAUUUACCCAAAAAAAAAGAGGCCAAAAAGCCGGUAACGCUAUCAAAGGCCGAGAUUGACAAGGACCAAGCCACUAUAGACGAGUUCAUUCAUUCAGGCGUCAACCUUUGUUUUGGAAUUUUGCAGGUUGUUUUAUCACUCAUUCCACCGGCAAUCGGUGCAGUUUUAUCCGUUGUCGGAUUCCAUGGCUCCAGAGAAGAAGGCUUGAGGCUUGUGUGGCGGUCUACAAAGGACCGCAACAUCCACGGCGGGAUUGGUUUGCUCGGUCUCCUGUUCUACUAUGACGGUCCCUUCCAGUUCACUGACGUAGACUUUGACGUCCCAGCAACAAGCGAUGGGCUCAAGAAGACCUCUUCAAAUGAUCUAGACAAUUCAACUCUUUUGCAUCCGGGCAAAAUGCUAGAAGAUGCACUGCUGCAAGCGAGAGCUCUUUUCCCCAAUAGUGCGCUGUGGUUGCUGCAAGAAGCAAGAAUGCUUUCGUCUCGUGGCAGGUUACAAGAAGCUGUUGACUUAAUGGAUUCGAUUGAUGUUAGUGGCAUAGAAAUGAAGCAAGUCCGAGCCCUGAUGAUUUUUGAUCGCGCCAUGACGCUCGUUCACUUGCAUGAAUUUGAAAGAGCCGCCGAAGACCUUCUUUCCUUGCUUGAUAUCAAUGAAUGGUCGCAUGCUCUCUAUACUUACUUUGCCGGCUGCUGCUAUUUGGAAAACUAUAGAAUGUGUCAGAUGGGGCUUAUGGAGUACUCAAGAAUAGACUUCUUUAAAGAGCGUGCGACUACACUUAUUUUUGAUGCACCCAACAUGUUGAGUAGAAAGAAGUUUAUGUCCAAAAAUCUUCCGUUAGACCGCUUCAUGCUUAGAAAGGUCGAACAGUUCAAGAAAUUCCAAUCUCAACUUCAGCUCCAAGAUCCUCUUGACGCCAUUGGUGUUUCGCCCGUGCAUGAGCUGACAUAUUUCUACAACGGAUACAACAGGAUGACGGAAGAUUGCUUAAAAUUAUCGCACAAACUGUUGACUGAGUACCACAACCCCACGAUUGAUGCAAAAGAGCCAAACCAAGAACUUGUCAAAAAUUUGCUGACUUCGUUAACUUCUCGCAGGCUGGGUAAAGUGCAAGAGGGCUGUGACAUGUUAGAUAAAAACGUUCUCCCUCAAAUUAUCACCCUGCAGCCGGAUGGCAAAGUCAAGUACAUAAAGAAGACUGAAGAUCCAUGGGCUUACCCAACAGCACUUUACGAACGUGCGCUUUUCACUUGGAAAUUGAAGGGUUUGGACGGGCUCGAAGAGUGCAAGAUGUGGCUUACGAGGGCCCAAGAUUAUGCUGAUGACUAUGAGCUUAGCGCGCGGAUAGGCAUGAAGAUCAAGGCCGCCAUCGACCGACUUGAAGGUUAG